Molecule: messenger RNA, 5443 nt
Organism: Schistocerca gregaria
Lineage: Eukaryota; Metazoa; Arthropoda; Insecta; Orthoptera; Acrididae
Exons: 2
Coding region: 1-5361 (1786 amino acids)
Biological process (GO): transcription by RNA polymerase II
Cellular component (GO): RNA polymerase II, core complex
Molecular function (GO): DNA binding
Source: RefSeq, a predicted model, not a curated record
AUGCAUAUGGAAAAUUCGGUGCGCUCUAGCGUGCCCUUGAAGCAGAUAAGGCAGGUGCAGUUUAGCUUGCUUAGCCCAGAAGAAAUUGAGGGGAUGUCUGUGGUGGAAAUAAAACUUCCGGAUUACGACGAUGAUCAACCUAAGCCUCAGAGUUUAUCUGACCGUCGUCUGGGGACCAUAACUCGAGAUUAUAAAUGUGAGACGUGUUUGUCGGACGAAACGGAAUGUCCAGGACACUUUGGCCACAUUGAACUGGCGUCGCCCAUGUACCAGUAUCAUUGCAUGUCCUACAUUUUGAAGGUGCUGCGCUGUGUGUGUUACAGCUGCCACAAGCUGUUGGUGGACGCGAAUGACCCGAAGUUCGUAAUGGCGUCGAAGAUCGUGGACCCGCACGACCGGUUUUUGGCGAUGUAUAGUUUAGCUAGGCUAAGGAGGGUGUGCAUGAGCGAUCAAAACAAGAAAGAGGACGAGGAGGACGGUAUGGAAAGAAAGAAGCCGCGGAUAUUGCAUAAUGGAUGUGGAAAGAAGCAGCCUAAGUUCACUAGAGAAAGUUUCAUUAUUUACCAGGAAUUUCAAGAGAAGGACAAGUCUAAGGAGAAGAAGAGGUUGUCGGCGAUGGAGGUGUAUCAGAUAUUGCGUGGGAUCAGGGCAUCUGAAUACGAGUUGAUGGGGUUUGAUUCUCGAUAUGCGCAUCCGGAUUGGAUGGUGCUGACGAAGUUUCCUGUCCCGCCGCCUCACAUGCGUCCUUCGGUGAAGAGCACGGGGUCUAUGCGGGGAAUCGAUGACUUGACGUUCAAGUUGAGUGACAUUAUUAAGGUCAACAACGUCUUGCGCACUCAAAAGGAGAAUGGGUUGCCGAUGCACCUUCAGCAGGAGUACGAGGACGUGCUGCAAUAUCAUUUGGCUACUUAUGUCAACAACGAGAUACCGGGCAUGUCUCAGUCCAAGCAGCGAGCUAGUGGUCGACCGCUGAAGGCUAUCCAACAGCGGAUUAAGGGGAAGGAGGGGCGAGUUCGAGGAAAUUUGAUGGGGAAGCGAGUGGAUUUCAGCGCUCGUUCGGUGAUUACGCCGGACCCGAACUUGAUGAUUGACGAGUUGGGCGUUCCGCUGAAGAUUGCCAUGAAGAUGACGAUUCCGGAGGUGGUGACUCCCCUGAACAUGCGACGGAUGCAGGAAUUAGUGGACAACGGUGCGGACACGUAUCCUGGCGCUCUGUUCUUGAUUUCGGGCCACCAGACCAACCAGACUCUCCGAUGGGACUUGAGGGUAAAGCGGAAUCCGGUUUUGAAGUACGGAGACGUCGUGGAGCGUCACUUGCAGAAUGGGGACUUAGUAAUUUUCAACCGUCAGCCGUCGCUUCACAAAAUGUCGAUGAUGUGCCAUCGGAUUCGCGUGAUGCCCUACCAGACUUUUCGCCUGAAUUUGUCUGUGACUACCCCCUAUAACGCGGAUUUCGACGGAGACGAGAUGAACAUGCACGUGCCCCAAUCUCUCGAGUCGAAGGCGGAGUUGCUGGAGAUCAUGGCGGUUCCGAAGCAGAUUAUCACGCCGAAGGCGAACCGUCCGGUGAUUGGGUUGGUGCAGGACACGCUGUUGGGCUGCAGCAUAUUUACGAGCCGAGACGUCUUCUUGGAGAAGGACAUGGUGAUGAACCUGUGCAUGUGGCUGGACGAUUGGAACGGGAAGCUCCCUGUUCCAGCUGUCCUGAAGCCGAAGCAGUUGUGGACGGGAAAGCAGCUUUUCUCCUUCGUGUUGCCGAACGUGAAUUUGCGGAGCGUGUCCAGUCAGCACCCCAAGGAUUUCAAGGGCGAUAUCACUCCUGGGGACACGGAGGUGAUCGUGAUUCAAGGCCAGCAUCUGGCCGGAAUUCUGGACAAGAAGACGCUGGGUACGAGCGAGGGCGGUCUGGUUCACGUUAUUUGGAAGGACCACGGCCCCGAGGCGGCCAAGGCAAUGUUGUCGACCGCCCAGUGCGUCGUGAACUACUGGCUGCUGCACCGCGGAUACACAAUCAGUAUCUCCGACACGAUUGCCGACGAGACGAUCAUGCAGUCGAUCAACAAGAUCAUCACAGAGACGAAGGGUAAGCUGGGCGAUCUGAUCAUGCAGCUGCAAAAGAACAACCUGGAGCGCAGUCCGGGCUUGACUUUGAUGCAGAACUUCGAGAAGAAAGUGAACAAAGAGCUGAAUGAGGCGACGGACAAGUCCGGGAAGCAGGCCCAGCAGAGCUUGUCUCGCGGGAACAACAUCAACAACAUGGUGAAAAGUGGCUCCAAGGGAUCGACGAUAAACAUAUCUCAGAUUAUCGCCUGCGUCGGCCAACAGAACGUAGAGGGGUCUCGCAUUCCUUUCGGAUUCAACAAGCGAACGUUGCCCCACUUCACCAAGAACGACUUGGGAGCCGAGAGUCGUGGGUUCGUGGCCAACUCCUACUUGCGCGGUCUGACUCCUCAGGAGUUCUACUUUCACACGAUGGGCGGUCGCGAGGGUCUCAUCGACACGGCGGUGAAGACUUCAGAGACGGGGUAUAUUCAGCGUCGGCUCGUCAAGGCCAUGGAGGACGUUGCUGUCCAAUACGACGGCACGGUGCGAAACUCGAUUGGAGACAUCAUCCAGUUCGUGUACGGCGAGGAUGGGAUGGACUCCGUGGGCGUCGAGAGCCAGAAGUUCGACUCCAUGCGGAUGAACAACAAGGAGUUGGAGAAGCGGUUCAAAUACGACUUUACUGACAUACAUUUGUCUCUGGGUCACAACACGCUCGAGGACGACAAGCUGGAGCUGCUACGAACGGACACGGAGACGAUUGCGAUCCUGGACGAGGAAUGGAAGCAGAUUCGAUACGAUCGCGAGGUGCUCCGUCACCUGUUCCCGACCGGGCACGAUACGUGGCCCCUGCCCAUUAACUUGGUGAGGUUGAUUAUUACGGCUCAGCAGAUGGUGGAGGAUCGAGAGAAGCGCCCGAGCGACCUGGACCCCAAGGAAAUCGUGGAGCGCGUGCGCCAUUUGUGCGCCAGUCUUCACGUCGUUCCAGGCAUGGACGAGUAUGCGGAAGAAAUUCGGGAAAACGCGACCACGCUGUUCGCGAUUCACCUCCGAUCGACGCUGGGGUCCAAGCGCGUGUUGCAGAGCUACCGCCUCAACCGCUUUGCCUUCAAUUGGUUGAUUGGAGAGAUUCGACGUCGAUUCAACCAAUGUCUGGUUCACCCGGGAGAGAUGGUCGGAGUCGUCGCUGCCCAGUCCAUAGGUGAGCCCGCCACUCAAAUGACGCUGAACACGUUUCACUUUGCCGGCUAUUCUGGCAAGAACAUUACCCUCGGGGUUCCCAGACUUCGCGAGCUCAUCAACGUCGCUGCCAACCCGAAGACGCCCGGAAUGACCGUCUACCUGCCUCAGGACCUCGACCGAGACUCCGUCAACAGCGCCGUCCAGCUCAUCGAGUACGUCGUUUUGCGCGACAUCGUCAAGAAGACGCAAAUCUGGUACGAUCCGGAUCCUCUCAACACCGUCAUUGAGGAAGACCGAGCGCUUGUGUCCUUCAACAGCAUGAUUUACGACGACGAAGUUAUCGAGAAGGUGUCUCCUUGGCUCCUGCGGCUCGAAUUCGACCGCGUUGUCAUGGAGCCUAAAAAAGAGCUACGCAUGAACCAUUUGAAGCGACUCGUCAACGAGUGGACCAACGGGGAAUCCGUGUGCAUCGUCUCCAACGACAACGCCGAAGACCUCGUCAUGCACAUCCGCAUCAUGAAAGACCCCAGCGACUAUGACUCUGACGACCGCGGCGCUGACCAAGACGACGGCAGCAGUGGCGACUGGGAUAGCGAUCAAGAAAAAGGAUACCAGUUCAUGCGCGCGCUCGAGCAACGCAUGCUCGAAUACCCACUCUGCGGCAUCAAAGGCAUCGGUCACGUCUUUAUGGACCAGAAGCCCUUGCCCUACUUCGAUCCAGAAGGCGGCUAUCGCGAAAGCAAACAAUGGGUUCUAGAGACCGAAGGCAACAACCUUCUGGAAACCAUCGCCUGCCCCAAAGUCAACCCCACUCUCACCUACUCCAAUUGCAUCGUCGAAAUCCUCCAAGUCCUCGGCAUUGAGGGCGCCAGAAAUGCAUUGCUCAACGAAAUCAGACAAAUCCUCAGCUUCGACGGCGGAUAUGUCAACCACCGCCACAUCGCCCUCCUUGUCGACUCUAUGACCUAUCGCGGACACCUAAUGGCCAUCACUCGACACGGCAUCAACCGACGAGGCACGGGACCACUCAUGCGAUGCUCGUUCGAAGAAACUCAAGAUAUUCUCACCAAAGCUGCCAUCUAUGCUGAAAACGACCCUAUUCGAGGCGUUUCUGAAAACAUCAUGGUCGGGAACACGGCACCAAUUGGCACCGGCAUGUUCGAUCUCUACCUCAAUGACAAGCUCUUGAAAGACGCUGUCGUCAUUCAACUCAAUACCCACCCCUCCCAAGCAUCCAACUUCAUGGACUAUUUGUCUUUCGGCUUCAACGAAAUGCACUCCAGCAAACUAUCCAAUGUAAACCUAUACGAUCCCACUACCACGCCCGUUUCGUCACCGACUGGUAAUGUCAUGUCUCCCUACGUCGGCGCCUUGUCACCUAUACCUCAGAAUCCAACAUCGCCUCAAAGUCCUUCACCUGGAUAUGGAUAUUCCCAAUCGAUUUCAAACGACGUAUAUUCCAGCUCUCCUUCUUUCUAUGCCCCCGGAUCUCCAGCCUACCCUCAUUCUUUCCCCUCCUACUCUCCCACUUCCCCAUCUUCUUACUCCCCUACCUCUCCGUCAUCCUAUCCCCCUACCUCCCCAUCUUACUCCCCCACCUCCCCAUCUUCCUAUUCUCCUGCAUCUCCCUCCUAUUCCCCCACGUCACCAUCCUAUUCCCCCACGUCACCAUCUUAUUCUCCCACGUCACCAUCUUAUUCUCCCACGUCACCAUCUUAUUCUCCCACGUCUCCCUCCUAUUCCCCUACGUCUCCCUCCUAUUCCCCCACGUCUCCCUCCUAUUCUCCCACGUCUCCCUCCUAUUCCCCCACGUCUCCCUCCUAUUCUCCCACGUCUCCCUCCUAUUCUCCCACGUCCCCCUCCUAUUCCCCCACGUCUCCCUCCUAUUCUCCCACGUCCCCUUCUUACUCUCCCACCUCUCCCUCUUACUCUCCUACCUCUCCCUCUUACUCUCCCACUUCUCCCUCCUACUCUCCCACUUCUCCCUCUUACUCUCCCACCUCUCCCUCUUACUCACCCACCUCACCGAGUUAUCCCCAUACAUCCCCUUAUACAAGCUAUCCCCCUACCUCGCCAUCCCGCGACUCCUCCUCCCCGGCUUACUCUCCUUCUUCAUCUUAUUCCCCCACUUCCUAGUUAUACCGAACUUAGCCAUUCUCCUGCAGAAAAAAACAGGCAAUCCCUCCGCGUAUUCAUCCCCUUUUAUUUAUAGAAGUCC